AUGUCAGUUCUUCUUACGAUUGGAACGUUCACGUUGGCGAUCACAUUCAAGAGGAUGCGCAACUCUUGCUACUUCCCAUCACGCGUAAGGCAGAUAUUCAGCGACUUCGCUGUCAUGAUAUCCAUUGUCAUAAUGACUUUUAUCGAUAUGUCAGCCGGUGUGAAUACUCCAAAGCUGCAUGUGCCCAGCUCGUUCCGCCCCACAUGGGAUGGACGAGACUGGUUCAUCCCACCUUUCGAUGGAAAUCCUCUCUGGACGGUCCCACUGGCGGCUCUACCUGCAUUGUUGGCAUGUAUUCUGAUAUUCAUGGACCAGCAAAUCACCACCGUCAUUGUGAAUCGAAAAGAGAACAAGCUGAAGAAAGGUUGUGGCUAUCACUUGGAUUUGCUCGUUUUGGCCAUCCUCAUAUUCGUCGUCGGUAUACUUGGUUUACCAAUCUAUGUAGCCGCGACCGUACUUUCAAUUAAUCACAUCAAUUCGCUGAAGGUUGAAAGUGAUUGCAAAGCGCCUGGAGAAGUAGCUCAAUUUAUUGGUGUACGAGAACAACGUGUGACUGGUAUGGUAACGUUUAUCAUGAUCGGCUUGUCUGUACUGAUCACCAACUUCCUCGGAAAAAUUCCAAUGCCCGUACUGUAUGGAGUGUUCCUCUAUAUGGGUAUAUCAGCUCUGGGUGGUAUUCAGCUCUUCGACCGUAUACUUCUGCUUUUGAUGCCAAUGAAGUACCAGCCCGAUACAAUCUACAUUCGUCAUGUGCCUAUAAAGAAGAUUCACUUGUUCACAGCGUUCCAAGUUGGAUGUCUUGCUAUUCUUUGGACAGUCAAGUCCAUCAAGUCGACCUCUCUUACUUUCCCUAUUAUGGUAAGUACUCCUGAUUUCUCAGUAUCCUGUUUCCUGUGUGUAUGA
Cooperia oncophora is the source of this 903-nucleotide messenger RNA. NCBI's taxonomy places the organism in Eukaryota, Metazoa, Nematoda, Chromadorea, Rhabditida, Trichostrongylidae. The record is from the annotation of a GenBank genome assembly.